Dipodomys ordii (Ord's kangaroo rat) is the source of this 1285-nucleotide messenger RNA. It is a transcript of the gene Spryd4, whose product is annotated as SPRY domain containing 4. Bases 7 to 621 code for a protein of 204 amino acids. The record is from RefSeq and is a predicted model, not a curated record. The transcript has 2 exons. Lineage: Eukaryota; Metazoa; Chordata; Mammalia; Rodentia; Heteromyidae. Gene Ontology annotation, molecular function: protein binding.
CGUAAGAUGGCGCUGCCCUUGGCGCGGUUGUGCCGCUGGGGAGCCAAACGAUGGGGGGCUGCAGCCGGGGAGGCCCGGAGAGGCGUCAGUUUCAAACUGGAAGAAAAAACCGCCCACAGCAGCCUGGCACUCUUCAAGAAGGACACAGGUGUCAAAUAUGGCUUAGUGGGAUUGGAGCCCACUCAGGUGGCCCUGAAUGUGGAGCGCUUCCGGGAGUGGGCAGUGGUGUUGGCAGACACAGCGGUCACCAAUGGCAGACACUACUGGGAGGUGACAGUGAAACGGUCCCAGCAGUUCCGUAUAGGAGUGGCAGAUGUGGACAUGUCCCGUGAUAGCUGCAUCGGUGUCGAUGACCGUUCCUGGGUGUUCUCCUAUGCCCAGCGCAAGUGGCAUACCAUGUUGGCCAACGAGAAAGCCCCAAUUGAGGGAAUUGGGCAACCAGAGAAGGUGGGGCUGCUGCUGGAGUAUGAGGCCAAGAAGCUGAGCCUGGUGGAUGUGAGCCAGGUCUCUGUGAUACACACGCUACAGACAGAUUUUCGGGGUCCAGUGGUGCCUGCUUUUGCCCUUUGGGAUGGAGAGCUGCUCACUCACUCAGGGCUUGAAGUGCCAGAGGGUCUCUAGCAUGCCCAUUACUGAAGUCCCUUAUCAUGCUUUUUGGCCAGCCUUGAGUUAAAAAUGUCAGAUGUUUUACUUUGCCCCAAAGAAUUCAGUAGCUCCACAAUUCAGUAUCAGGUCCUCUGUUCCGUCCUGUGAAAACUAGGCAUACCGCCAAGCUUUCCCCUCAGAUUACUGCCAUUUCUCUAAAUUACAGGGGGUUUAUUUUCCCUGUCUUGAUUCCUUUGGCCCCUCAGACUGUUCAGUCCUGGAACCUUGCCUUUUAGUACUGUUCCAGUAUAUUAACCGUGAUACCUCUCUUUUCCUUACCCACAUGUUGUGUUUGGGGGGCUCACCAGAUCUCUCCAGAGUGAAUUGUUUCUACCUCUGAUUGCAGGGGUGGUACAGUGACUUGCCUUUUCUCUACAGCACCUAAAAAGUCUAGGCUCUAGCUCCUUGGGUACUUUAUUGACUCAGUGGGUCAGUGAGAAGGUAUUCCUCCCCUAGUACCUCAGUGCCAUAGACCCUCAGCCCCACACAGCUGCAGCUAUCCUAAACCAAGUCCAGCUACCUUCAUUCAUGUACCUCUGACAACCAGCCAGUUUGUCAUUGUGCCAGUAACAGCUUUUACCAAAGGGGAAGAGACUCUAGGGGGAUAGCUAAAGGAUUAGAUCCAGAAGCUUUAUUCUUU